Eubalaena glacialis (North Atlantic right whale) is the source of this 5914-nucleotide messenger RNA. Its product is annotated as tubulin beta-3 chain. The transcript has 7 exons. Gene Ontology annotation, biological process: microtubule cytoskeleton organization; mitotic cell cycle; axon guidance. Gene Ontology annotation, cellular component: cytoplasm; membrane; microtubule. NCBI's taxonomy places the organism in Eukaryota, Metazoa, Chordata, Mammalia, Artiodactyla, Balaenidae. Gene Ontology annotation, molecular function: structural constituent of cytoskeleton; GTP binding; G protein-coupled receptor activity. The record is from RefSeq and is a predicted model, not a curated record. Bases 3260 to 5638 code for a protein of 792 amino acids.
CCGAGCCCCAACCCCGGGCAGGACCUCCCCGCCGCUGCCCUGCCGGCCUGGGGCAUCGCAGAGCCAGAAUCCAUGCUCGCUUCAGGGAGCGCCGUCGGUGGGGAGGCCGAGAGAGGCUGCCCGUGUGCUCCAGGGUGCGAUUGGGGCCCCAGGCCGGUCAGUGUGGCAGGAAGUGUGACCCAGCCAUCUCCUGUCAGCAUGCACCCAAGUCCUGGUCCGUCGGCCCAUCUUCCAGGAAGUCUGUGGCAUCCUGAUCGUGAUGUGGGCUCACCUACUGCAGAGGCCUGUGAGGUCAUCCUUCCAGCUGUUCCCAAGUCGGGGGCGCCUCUGUGCCUUGAACGCCCGUGGCAAGGACAGGGCCCUGCAGACGUGGUUACCCCUCCCACCAUCCACAGCCAGCUCAGAGACCGAGCCUGCCCUAGAACCACAUGGUCCCCACCAGGGUGGCCUGUGAUGAACUUCAGCAAGUAAGACAGUCUGCUGGGGGUCUUCUGGGAAGGGGUUUGAUCUCUGAAAAUAACAGGCAAGCAAGGAGAGCUUGGCACCCUACCUCUUCCAACCUUAAAUACAUUUAGGUGAGGAUGUGAUGUGUGGAGCUACAGCAGCCAUCUUGCAACCAGGAAUCAAACUUUAAAAUGAAGAGCCAGUGUCCUGGGGAUAGUGAAGCAGAGGCUGGGCCCAGGAAGUGAUGAAACUGCUCACCACCCCCAGGCCUGCUGCCCACCCAGUGCUCAGUCAUGCUGCUCCGUCUAAUGGGGGUGAGAAGACAGCCAGGGCCCUCACAUCUAGACACCUGCUGUAAAGGCUCAGCUGACCACUCAGUCCUUGCGCUGCUCAUGGAUUGCUGAUGGGUUGUGCUCUUUCCCAUCAGGUCACACCCCACCUCAGGUCUUCAGCAUGGGCACCAAAGGGUGGGCACAAAAGCCCCUCCUUUCCCCGAGUUAAAGGAAACAAGACAACCCUGGAACCCAGACCCUGUGACCCAGCUCUGGGCCAGGUCUUCCUGAGAUCUCUCCUUGGUGAGGGGAGGGGGCAGGGGGGCUGGCUGCACUCCCCGUGGCUGCCGUCGGGGGACCCCCGUAAAGGCAGGCCUCCCCGGCGUGGCUGUGGCUAGACAGGGCUGCCCCUUGGCUCUGCAGGCAGCAGCUCGUCAGGCUCCAGCUCCCAUGAGCUCCCUCACAUGCUGAGCCUUUGUCUGCUGCGGGCCUGCUGCGGGCCUGACCCUGUUCUGGUGCUGGCGACCCAGCACUGAGACAGUUCCUGCCCUCACAGCCUCAUGAGUGGUCGGCACAUGGUCUCAUGUGGUAUGUCCUCUGAGGGGGUGGCCGUCCCCCCCACCGCCUGUCUCUGGCCAGUCCUCACUUGCUUGCUUUCGGGGGCACUAGAGGUCAAGCGGGUAGGACUGGCCGCAGGGUUAGCUGUGGUUUCACGUGGACGUUUCCCAGGCCUGUGACCAAUCGCAGCUCAGCUGUACCUGCUGUCCCCCUCCCUCGGGGUGAGAACCAGACAGGGAGUCUCGAGGCCUCCCCAGGAAGAGGGCUGUGGUCUCAUGGCAAAGGCCGCCCAGUUCUCCUGGCCUUUGAAGUCUCAGGCUGGGGGCGCUGGGUCUGGGGAGGCACGGCAAUCUCAAAGGCCUCAUUUAUGGAGCCGUGAUGACACGUAAGCUAGAGGCAGGACACUGCUCGCCCGGCGGCCAGGGAGUCCUGGGACUCACGUGGCAGAGACACCGGGGUUCAGGGCAGCGGUGCCAGCACCGCCCCCACCGUGGCUCUGCCUCGUGGUCCUGCCCUGGGACCCUUUGUUCCCUUUGGGGUUCUCCACCAGGAGGUGGGGCGCCCUGGUUCCUGCGGAGCCCAGGCAAGGCCCUUCCUUCCACCCUCUUCUAUGUGGCGGGUGGGGGCUCGUGCAUGGCCAGAAACAGGCAAACAGGUCCACCAGGGUGUAAAACGGUUUGGCGGAAUCUACCAGAGCUGAAGGUGUGCCUCUGACCAUGCGGUGCCACCACUGUGUGUCACCCAGCAGCAGUGUCUGUGACGGAUGGGGGCCACCCAAACGCCCAUGCGGCCUGCGUGUUAACGACCGCUGCGUGCGGCUGCGAGGGUGUCUCAGUGCUGAGUGAGGAAGGGUCCAGAGUCCACACAUAUCUGGUUCCAAAACAGGCAAAGUUAACCGAUGGUCGGGGCCGGGAGGACACCCCGGAGGGUCUGGUGCAGUCAGUGUUUGAUUGACUGAUUGGGUGCUGCUUUCCCGGCUGUAUUUGGAUGAGGUGUGCACCAACCUGCAUGUUUAUGAUUCGUGUACUCUCAUGUACGACGCGCUUCAAUAAAUAGCACCAACGGAGGCAAAGGGGGAAAGGGCUGUGUGAGUCGUCAAGGGCAGGGAAGGGAGCUGACGCUGGUGAGCAGGUGCGCCCUCCCCCGUCUGGUGGGGGGCACAGGACGGACCCAAACGGGAACAUCACAGCCCAGCGCCUUCAAAGCACCAGACCCUCGGCCCGCCUGACUUCCCCCACCCGUGAGGGGCCGGCCCCGCGGUCCACGCCCACCCCACCCUCAGAGGAGGCUUUGUCGUUGGCACCGGGCCCUCUUUAGUGAUCGAGUGCUGGCUCGGUUGGGGGUCCUUGGGGCAGGGCCGCCUUCAGUCAGCGUUUAACGUGGGGCAGGCGGGGUGCGUGUGUGUGUGUGUGUGUGUGUGUGUGUGUAAGUCUCAGAGGCAGGUCUGGAGCGGGACUCCCGUGCCCGCGACACCUGGAGGGGAGGUGGAGGUGGGCUGAGCACGGGCGCGGCUGGCCAGACUGCCUGCAGUGGUCUGAGCGCCAAGCAGCCGGGACAGGCCCGGGUGCCAGCUGCGCCAUCUAGCGGCAGCCCUCACGCUGCAGCCCCGGCUCACGCCCGGCACGGUGCCGCCCUCAGGAGGAGGGGCUCUGCGGAUGACUUUAAAGAUGCUGAGGAAGGCAGGAGGUCUCGUAGGACCGGAGGUAGCAAGAGGCCUAGAAAUGUCCAGAUCUGGGCGACCGCGCCUCCAGGGAAGAGGGGAGGUGCACUGAGGACCAGGAGAGAGACACUGAGCCCACAGGGCCGGCAACUGGGAGCUUGGGGUCCUGGCUGGGAAGUGACGGCUCUGGUGGAGAGGCCCGGGGCUGCGCCUGUGCCGACAUUUGUCCAGCCCCGGAGGACGGAGUGUGAGGGGCCUCCCGGUGGAGCCAUGAGUUGAGCGGGACCCUGAGAGCAAGGACCCCUUCCUGCUCCCUGGCAGGACGAUGCCAGUGCUCGGCCCCCAGAGGCAGCUGCUGGGUCCCCUCAACUCCACGUCCCCAGCCACCCCUCGCCUCGGGCUGGCCACCAACCAGACGGGGCCCCAGUGCCUGGAGGUGUCCGUUCCCGAAGGGCUGUUCCUCAGCUUGGGGCUGGUAAGUCUCGUGGAGAACGUGCUGGUGGUGGCCGCCAUCAUCAAGAACCGCAACCUGCACUCGCCCAUGUACUACUUCAUCUGCUGCCUGGCCGUGUCCGACCUGCUUGUGAGCGUCAGCAAUGUGCUGGAGACGGCCGUCAUGCUGCUGCUGGAGGCCGGCGCCCUGGCCCCUCAGGCUGCCGUGGUGCAGCAGCUGGACGACGUCAUUGAUGUGCUCAUCUGCAGCUCCAUGGUGUCCAGCCUCUGCUUCCUGGGCGCCAUCGCCGUGGACCGCUACAUCUCCAUCUUCUACGCCCUGCGGUACCACAGCCUCGUGACGCUGCCCAGGGCGUGGCGGGCCAUCGUGGCCAUCUGGGUGGCCAGCAUCCUCGCCAGCACCCUCUUCAUCGCCUACUACCACCACACGGCAGUCCUGCUCUGUCUCGUAAGUUUCUUCGUAGCCAUGCUGGUGCUUAUGGCGGUGCUGUACGUCCACAUGCUGGCCCGGGCAUGCCAGCACGCCCGGGGCAUUGCCCGGCUCCACAAGAGGCAGCACUCCACCCAGCAGGGCUUCGGCCUCAAGGGCGCGGCCACCCUCACCAUCCUGCUGGGCACCUUCUUCCUCUUCUGGGGCCCCUUCUUCCUCCACCUCUCGCUCAUUGUCCUCUGCCCUCAACACCCCACCUGUGGCUGCGUCUUCAAGAACUUCAACCUCUUCCUCACCCUCAUCAUCUGCAACGCCAUCGUGGACCCUCUCAUCUACGCCUUCCGCAGCCAGGAGCUCCGGAAGACGCUCCAAGAGGUGCUGCAGGGCUCCUGGGCGGAUCCUCCGCAGCCAGCCCCGGCCCCAGCGCGUCCGCCUGCGUCCCGCAGCCGCCCGCCACACGCACCGAGCAUGAGGGAGAUCGUGCACAUCCAGGCCGGCCAGUGCGGCAACCAGAUCGGGGCCAAGUUCUGGGAGGUCAUCAGCGACGAGCACGGGAUAGACCCCAGUGGCAAUUAUGUAGGGGAUUCGGACCUGCAGCUGGAGCGCAUCAGCGUCUACUACAACGAGGCCUCUUCUCACAAGUAUGUGCCUCGGGCCAUCCUGGUGGACCUGGAGCCUGGAACCAUGGACAGCGUCCGGUCUGGGGCCUUCGGGCACCUCUUCAGGCCUGACAACUUCAUCUUCGGUCAGAGUGGGGCCGGCAACAACUGGGCCAAGGGCCACUACACGGAGGGUGCCGAGCUGGUGGACUCGGUCCUGGACGUAGUGCGGAAGGAGUGUGAGAAUUGCGACUGCCUGCAGGGCUUCCAGCUGACCCACUCGCUGGGGGGCGGCACGGGCUCGGGCAUGGGCACGCUGCUCAUCAGCAAGGUCCGCGAGGAGUACCCCGACCGCAUCAUGAACACCUUCAGCGUGGUGCCCUCGCCCAAGGUGUCGGACACGGUGGUGGAGCCCUACAACGCCACGCUGUCCAUCCACCAGCUGGUGGAGAACACGGACGAGACCUACUGCAUCGACAACGAGGCGCUGUACGACAUCUGCUUCCGCACCCUCAAGCUGGCCACGCCCACCUACGGGGACCUCAACCAUCUGGUGUCGGCCACCAUGAGCGGUGUCACCACCUCCCUGCGCUUCCCCGGCCAGCUCAACGCCGACCUGCGCAAGCUGGCCGUGAACAUGGUGCCCUUCCCGCGCCUGCACUUCUUCAUGCCCGGCUUCGCCCCGCUCACCGCCCGCGGCAGCCAGCAGUACCGGGCGCUGACGGUGCCCGAGCUCACCCAGCAGAUGUUUGAUGCCAAGAACAUGAUGGCGGCCUGCGACCCCCGCCAUGGGCGCUACCUGACCGUGGCCACCGUCUUCCGGGGGCGCAUGUCCAUGAAGGAGGUGGAUGAGCAGAUGCUGGCCAUCCAGAGCAAGAACAGCAGCUACUUCGUGGAGUGGAUCCCCAACAACGUGAAGGUGGCCGUGUGCGACAUCCCGCCCCGCGGGCUCAAGAUGUCCUCCACCUUCAUCGGCAACAGCACGGCCAUCCAGGAGCUGUUCAAGCGCAUCUCGGAGCAGUUCACGGCCAUGUUCCGCCGCAAGGCCUUCCUGCACUGGUACACGGGCGAGGGCAUGGACGAGAUGGAGUUCACCGAGGCCGAGAGCAACAUGAACGACCUGGUGUCCGAGUACCAGCAGUACCAGGACGCCACGGCCGAGGAGGAGGGGGAGAUAUAUGAAGAUGAGGAGGAGGAGUCCGAGGCCCAGGGCCCCAAGUGAAGCAGCCGAAGGGGUGGGACGCGGCCGCGGCCAGGACCGAGAGGUCUGUCCCCUGAGCCAUGUAGCCACUGACACACCCCUGCCCUUUCCCCCACCAGGCCCGGUCAUGUCACCCUAGGGCUCCCAAGUGUGUGUCCUUUAAUAUUUACAGCAUCCCCGCCCUGUGUGAGUCUUCUCAGCUGUCUUCCGCCAUAGGUCAAAUCCAUUUUGUGUGGCCCGUUUGUCUCUCUGCUUUACUAUCAGCUCCAGGCCUGAUGUUUUAUGGUUUGUUUUGUU